ACGGAAGUGCAUAAAGCUCUUUAAAAUUGUAAAAAACAACUUAAUUUUCUGAAAAACAUAUUAGCAAUAAACAAUACAAAUGACUCUGAAACAAAACUCAGUGCAAAGCAACAACAUGUCGUUCAACCCGUUCAAUGAGCCUUUGUUGGCCACGGGCGGGUAUGAUCACACCAUCAGACUGUGGCAGCCAUAUUCGGGGCACUUGCAGCAUAUCCUCACGCACACGGAUUCGCAAGUAAACGCCCUGGACAUAAUUCCAAACGGGACGAUCCUGGCUGCUGGAGGCUACCAGCAUAUCCGCCUGUACGACAUGAACUUUAGCUAUCCGGUUGUAAACUUCGAAAGCGUCAUGAAGAAUGUCACCCGUGUUGGGUUUCAAGAGGACGGCAAAUGGAUGUUCACCGGUGGAGAGGACUGUCGGGUUCGCAUUUGGGACAUGAGUUCUCAGAAUCCUGCCUGCAAGCGGAUGUUCGAUUGUUUGACGCCGGUGAAUGCGGUGUGCUUACAUCCGAAUCAGGUCGAGUUGGCCAUUGGCAGUCAAGGGGGAAGCGUCUACCUGUGGGACGUCAAGUCGGAUGUACACGAACAGCUGAUUCCGGAGGUGGAAUCUUCGAUUCAGGACAUUGCAAUUAGCCCGAAUGGGCAUUACAUGGCUGCGGUUAACAAUAAGGGCAAUUGCUACAUUUGGAGCUUGUCUAACAGUGCAAACAGCGAAACGCAGCUCACACAGACUGAUCCGAAGCUACGUAUAGAGGCACACAAGAAGUACGCACUUAGGUGUAAGUUUAGUCCGGAUUCGAGUCUGUUGGUGACUUGUUCUGGAGAUGGUACGGCCAGGAUCUAUCGAACCGAUACGUUCCAAUUACAUGUGGAACUCAAGAUCGAGAAGUACUGGAUGUGGGACGCUGUGUUUAGUAACGAUUCCAAGUAUUUGUUCACGGCUUCAUCAGACGGUACCGCAAGGUUAUGGAAAAUAGAAACGAAAUCAAUCGAACGAGAGUACCAAGGACAUGUGAAAGCCAUCACGGCACUUGCCUUCCGGGAUGGUUCAGCGAAAACUUAGAUCAUCAAAAUUUACAAACUAGAUUAAGGCGUGAAAUGUAUGAAGAAUAAACAUGAAUUUUAAAA
Messenger RNA from Ochlerotatus camptorhynchus, 1128 nucleotides. Its product is annotated as protein LST8 homolog. The coding region runs from base 80 to 1063 and encodes 327 amino acids. Lineage: Eukaryota; Metazoa; Arthropoda; Insecta; Diptera; Culicidae. Gene Ontology annotation, cellular component: TORC1 complex; TORC2 complex. The record is from RefSeq and is a predicted model, not a curated record. Gene Ontology annotation, molecular function: protein binding. The transcript has 4 exons. Gene Ontology annotation, biological process: TOR signaling; regulation of actin cytoskeleton organization.